Messenger RNA from Lagopus leucura (white-tailed ptarmigan), 9972 nucleotides. It is a transcript of the gene PIKFYVE, whose product is annotated as phosphoinositide kinase, FYVE-type zinc finger containing. The record is from RefSeq and is a predicted model, not a curated record. The transcript has 43 exons. The coding region runs from base 57 to 6545 and encodes 2162 amino acids. Gene Ontology annotation, molecular function: metal ion binding; ATP binding; 1-phosphatidylinositol-3-phosphate 5-kinase activity. Gene Ontology annotation, biological process: intracellular signal transduction; phosphatidylinositol metabolic process. NCBI's taxonomy places the organism in Eukaryota, Metazoa, Chordata, Aves, Galliformes, Phasianidae.
GCCCGCAGCCGCGGCCUGCGCCCGGCCCGGUACCCGCGGGCGGCAGGGUACGUGAAAUGGCAGCAGAUGACAAGCGGUCUCCAACACUGGAUUCUACCAGUGAUCUACCUCGUUCUCCUAGCAGCCCAUCUCAUCUCACUCACUUCAAACCCCUGACUCCUGACCAGGAUGAGCCUCCUUUUAAAUCAGCCUACAGCUCUUUUGUAAAUCUCUUCCGUUUCAGCAAGGAUGAUGGCAGGCUUUCAUCCCCAGCGGAGAGAGCAGAAGCAGCACAGGCUGAUUCACAGGCACUGAGCAGCAGCUGGUCCAGUCCUCAGCAUCCCCCCAGGGCUCAGUCUCUGAGGUCACCAGUUACGUACAAAAAACAACUAACUGGUGAGCUGCAAAGACGAUCUUCCUCAACCCUAGACAAUCGAAGGAAAGUGGAACCUCCUCUGGGAGGUCAUGAUCCUCGAACAGCAGUUCAGUUAAGAAGCCUCAGCACUGUCUUAAAACGCCUCAAAGAAAUCAUGGAAGGGAAGAGCCAGGACAGCGACUUGAAGCAGUACUGGAUGCCUGACAGCCAGUGCAAAGAGUGCUAUGACUGUAGUGAGAAAUUCACCACCUUCCGUCGGAGGCACCACUGUCGGCUUUGUGGGCAGAUCUUCUGUAGUAGAUGCUGCAAUCAAGAAAUCCCUGGGAAAUUCAUGGGCUACACAGGGGAUCUCCGAGCCUGUACUUACUGCCGCAAAAUAGCCUUAAGCUAUGCACACUCCACAGAUAGCAAUUCCAUUGGAGAAGAUUUAAAUGCUCUGUCAGAUUCUGCGUGUUCAGUGUCAGUGUUGGAUCCUGGUGAGCCUCGCACUCCAGUUGGGAGCCGUAAAGCUAGCCGCAACAUCUUUCUGGAGGAGGAUCUAACCUGGCAAAGUUUGAUUCACCCCGACUCUUCAACUACAACGCUGUCUGCACGCCUUGGGUCUGUCCAGGAGGAUGCAGGGAAGUCUCCAGCUAGGAAUAGAUCAGCCAGCAUCACUAACCUGUCGCUGGAUCGGUCGGGUUCGCCGAUGGUGCCUUCCUAUGAGACAUCCGUCAGCCCCCAGGCCAGUCGCACACAUAUGAAGGCAGAGACCAGCGAGGAUGAGCGUAAAAUCCUUCUGGACUCAGUCCAGCUGAAAGAUCUGUGGAAGAAAAUCUGCCAUCACAAUAGUGGGAUGGAGUUCCAAGACCAUCGCUACUGGCUGCGGACACAUCCCAACUGCAUUGUGGGAAAAGAGCUGGUAAACUGGCUCAUCAGAAAUGGACACAUAACCACAAGGGUUCAAGCCAUUGCUAUUGGGCAAGCACUAGUUGAUGGACGCUGGCUAGAUUGUGUCAGUCAUCAUGAUCAGCUCUUCAGAGAUGAGUAUGCCCUGUACCGACCAUUGCAGAGCACAGAGUUUUCAGAAACCCCCUCUCCAGACAGUGAUUCUGUGAACUCUGUAGAGGGGCACUCAGAGCCAUCCUGGUUCAAAGACAUCAAAUUUGAUGACAGUGACACAGAGCAGAUUGCUGAUGAAGGAGAAGAUAACUUGGCCAACUCUGCCAGCCCUAGCAAGCGCACUUCAGUCAGCAGCUUCCAGUCCACAAUGGACAGUGAUUCAGCCGCCUCCAUCAGCCUGAACGUGGAGAUGGACAACGUGAACUUCCAUAUCAAGAAGCACUCCAAGUACCCACAUGUGCCCCCUCACCCUGCCGACCAAAAAGAGUACUUGAAUCCUGACAACGGAGGGCAGCAGAUGUUCUCUAUAAGUGAUGCUUUCAUUAAAGAAUCAUUAUUCAACAGGAGGGUGGAGGAGAAGUCCAAAGAACUCUUUUUCACACCGCUAGGCUGGCACCACAGCAACCUGGAUCUGCUGAGAGAAGAGAAUGGGGAGAAACAAGCCAUGGAAAGGCUGCUCUCUGCUAACCACAACCACAUGAUGGCGCUGCUUCAGCAACUUCUGUACAAUGAGUCGCUGUCACUGUCAUGGAGGGAUAUCAUUGUACCUGUGGUCUGUCAGGUAGUUCAAACUGUAAGACCUGAUGUCAAGAACAGAGAUGAUGACAUGGAUAUCCGCCAGUUUGUCCACAUCAAAAAAAUCCCUGGUGGAAAGAAGUUUGACUCCAUGGUGGUGAAUGGAUUUGUAUGCACUAAGAAUGUUGCACAUAAGAAGAUGAACUCUUGCAUAAAAAAUCCCAAAAUUCUUCUGCUGAAGUGCUCAAUAGAGUACCUUUAUAGAGAAGAAACAAAAUUUACCUGCAUAGACCCUAUAGUACUUCAGGAGAGGGAGUUCCUGAAGAACUAUGUGCAACGGAUAGUUGAUGUCAGGCCUAAUUUGGUCCUUGUUGAAAAGACUGUGUCUCGAAUCGCCCAGGACAUGCUGCUAGAGCAUGGUAUCACCUUAGUCAUCAAUGUCAAGCCGCAAGUUUUAGACCGUGUAAGUCGAAUGACUCAGGGAGACUUGGUGAUGUCAAUGGAUCAACUGCUGACCAAACCACGUUUGGGAACCUGUCAUAAAUUUUACAUGCAGGUGUUUCAAUUGCCCUAUGAUCAAACAAAAACUCUAAUGUUCUUUGAAGGGUGUCCUCAGCACCUGGGUUGCACUAUCAAGUUGUGUGGUGCUGCAGAGUAUGAACUGGCCCGUGUGAAGGAGAUCUUGAUCUUUAUGAUCUGUGUGGCUUAUCAUUCCCAGCUGGAAAUCUCUUUCCUUAUGGAUGAAUUUGCCAUGCCCCCUACUCUCACCAAAAACACUUCCUUUCACUCCCUUAUCGAGGAACCAGGAGAUGAAAAUGAACAACAGGACCUGUUCAAUGGUGAGGAUUUCAGCACGACGAUCAGAGACAUUGAACCCUCAGCUGAAAAGCUUCCUGUGAUCUCUGAAUCAGUGUCAUCUGAUGAGGUCACCCUGCUUGAACAAAGAGGUUUAUUUGAGAGAGGUGACCAAGAAAACAGUCAGCUGGAAUCAGUGCCCUCAAAACAGCAAGAGUACCACAAAAUGGAGUCGUCGUUUCCAGUGUUUCACUCUGUACCUCCGGUAGUGCCUGAAACAUCUCUGCUCCCCCUCCAUGGCAUGGACCAACACUUGGUGACUCUGGACAGCCAGCCACUAGAGCCUGUUCAACAGGCAGAUGAUCUGCAGGAAUCCAAGAAUCAGAUGAGAGUCUUCAGAGACCCUCUCCAGGAUGAUACUGGUUUAUAUGUUACGGAAGAGGUAACGUCUUCUGAGGAUCGUCUCAAGACGUACUCCACAGCAUUUAAGCAAGAGCUGAAAGAUGUUAUUCUCUCAAUUUCUCCUGUAAUGGUGUUCCGUGAACCAUUUCUAUUGACUGAAAAAGGCAUGAGAUGCCCUGCUCGAGAAUACUUCCCUGAGCAGGUUUAUUGGUCUCCUCUCCUUAACAAGGAGUACAAGGAGUUGGAGAGUAGAAGGAAGAGACAGUUAUUGCGGGAUCUCUCUGGACUACAAGGGAUGAAUGGGAGUGUCCAAGCCAAGGCUAUCCAAAUUUUACCUUCCCAUGAGCUGGUCAGUACUAGAAUAGCAGAGCAUCUAGGUGAUAGCCAGAGUUUAGCCAGAAUGCUGGCUGACUAUCGAGCCAGGGGAGGGAGGAUACUACAGAGAAGCACAGAUCCCUUUGCCCAAAUGAAGGAUGUAUCCAGUGUCCCUGCUGGAAGAACCGGAUGCAAAAUUGAAGAGGAUGAGAAAGGACUGGCUCAAAAUGAAUCCUCCUGGUCUCAUAAGGUGGAUUGCUUGAGUCCAGUAAACCAUCAGAGGCUCUGUGUUCUCUUCAGUAGCUCUUCUGCGCAGUCCAGCAAUGCUCCAAGUGCCUGUGUCAGCCCCUGGAUUGUGACCAUGGAAUUCUACGGAAAAAAUGACCUGACUCUAGGGAUUUUUCUGGAGCGCUACUGUUUUAGGCCUUCAUACCAGUGCCCCAGCAUGUUCUGUGAAACGCCAAUGGUGCAUCACAUUCGUCGCUUUGUGCAUGGGCAAGGAUGCGUGCAAAUUGUGUUAAAGGAGCUGGACUCCCCAGUCCCUGGGUACCAGCACACAAUUCUUACUUAUUCCUGGUGUAGGCUGUGCAAACAGGUGACACCAGUUGUUCCUCUUUCUAGUGAUUCUUGGUCUAUGUCUUUUGCAAAAUACCUUGAGCUGAGAUUCUAUGGGCACCAGUACACACGAAGGGCCAAUGCAGAGCCUUGUGGUCAUUCCAUUCACCAUGACUAUCACCAGUAUUUUUCUUACAAUCAGAUGGUGGCAUCUUUCAGCUACUCUCCAAUCCGUCUACUUGAAGUAUGUGUCCCACUACCCAAGAUCUAUAUCAAACGGCAGGCUCCGCUGAAAGUUACGAUUUUGCAGGACCUUAAGGACUUCUCUCAAAAGGUGUCACAAGUGUACCUUGCUGUUGAUGAUCGCCUUGCUUCUCUGAAAACUGACACUUUCAGCAAAACAAGGGAAGAGAAAAUGGAAGAUCUGUUUGCACAAAAGGAGAUGGAAGAGGGGGAAUUUCGAAACUGGACUGAGAAGAUUCAGGCAAGGCUCCUUUCAUCAUCACUGGACACACCUCAACAGCUUCAAUCUAUUUUUGAGUCUCUGAUUGCUAAAAAGCAAGGACUCUGUGAAAUGCUGCAAGCCUGGAAUAGUAGGUUGCAGGAUCUUUUCCAGCAAGAGAAAGGGAGAAAACGCCCCUCAGUACCACCUAGCCCUGGAAGACUGAGACAAGGUGAAGAAAGCAAGAUCAGCAGCAUGGAUGCUUCCCCACGCAAUGUUUCUCCAGCACUCCAAAAUGGAGAAAAAGAGGAUCGUUUCCUGACUACUUUAUCAAGUCAGAGCUCCACAGGCUCCACCCAUCUUCAGUUGCCCACUCCUCCAGAGGUUGUGUCUGAACAACUAACUGGUGCCAACACACUUUCUGAACAGGAUACAACCAGUAGCUCAGAAGAUGUGUUUGAUGGACACUCCCUGGGAUCUACUGACAGCCAAGUGAAAGAGAAGUCUACUAUGAAAGCUAUUUUGGCUAACUUACUGCCUGGGAACAAUUACAACCCUAUUCCAUUUCCCUUACCUCUCCCAAGGGUUGGACUCAAAUGGGCAUUGUCUGGGUGUAGGUCAGGUUCAGUGGCUGCUGCAUGUGCCCUCAAGUCCCUCUCACGUGAAAAUGAGCAGGCUGGAAAGUUUUUUCAGCUACUCUGUCUUGACCCAGAUAAGCACUACCUAAUGUACGAGCAUGAACGCAUACCUAUUGCAGUCUGCGAGAAAGAACCAAGCUCCAUCAUAGCUUUUGCUCUCAGUUGCAAGGAAUAUAGAAAUGCCCUUGAUGAGUUGUCCAAAGCAUCUCCAAAAAACGGUACUGAAGAAGGACUACAGGCAAACAGUACAUCAGAUGGCAAACCAAAGAGUGGUAGUCCUGUGCGCCUGCCUGAGGCUAAUAUGGGUCCUUCAAAUCGUGCUGCUGAAGUGGAACAAUCAAAGAAACCAUCUAGUGUUUUGUCUUUCUUCCGUGGCACGGGAGGGAAGAGCCCAGACCUGUCUUCCCAGAAGAAGGAGACGUUACGUGGCGCUGAUAGUGCCUAUUACCAGGUUGGACAGAUGGGUAAAGAGGGAGCGGAGAACCAAGGAGCAGAGCCACAAGAUGAGGUGGAUGGAGGAGAUGGACAGAAGAAACAGCUGGUGAAUCCCCAUGUGGAACUCCAGUUCUCAGAUGCGAAUGCCAAGUUCUACUGCAGGAUUUAUUAUGCUGGCGAGUUUCACAAGAUGCGUGAAGUGAUACUGGGGAGCAGUGAAGAGGACUUCAUCCGCUCCCUCUCUCACUCGAUGCCCUGGCAGGCACGAGGUGGCAAAUCUGGGGCUGCAUUCUAUGUGACUGAAGAUGAUAGAUUCAUCUUGAAGCAGAUGCCUCGCCUGGAAGUCCAGUCAUUCCUUGACUUUGCUCCACACUACUUCACUUACAUCACUAAUGCAGUUCAGCAGAAGAAGCCCACAGCACUGGCCAAAAUCCUUGGGGUGUAUCGAAUUGGAUAUAAGAACUCUCAAAACAACACUGAAAAGAAACUGGAUCUGCUUGUCAUGGAAAACCUUUUCUAUGGAAGGAAAAUGGCUCAGGUUUUUGACUUAAAGGGCUCCCUCCGGAAUAGAAAUGUUAAAACAGACACAGGGAAAGAAAGCUGUGAUGUCGUCCUAUUGGAUGAGAACCUUCUGAAGAUGGUCCGUGACAACCCUUUGUACAUCCGUUCCCACUGCAAGGCUGUGCUGAGAGCUUCUAUACACAGUGAUUCCCAGUUCCUCUCCAGCCACCUCAUCAUAGACUAUUCCCUGCUGGUGGGUCGUGACGAUACAAACAAUGAGCUGGUUGUGGGGAUUAUUGACUAUAUUCGCACUUUUACCUGGGACAAAAAACUUGAAAUGGUGGUGAAGUCAACUGGCAUCUUGGGGGGACAAGGUAAGAUGCCAACUGUGGUCUCCCCGGAACUGUACCGGACCAGGUUUUGUGAAGCUAUGGACAAGUAUUUCCUGAUGGUGCCAGACCAUUGGACAGGGCUUGGCCUGAAUUGCUAAACUAAAGCCCAUAUUGGCAAAGCACAGGUGGACAAUGGUGUGUUACAGGUCACUCUCUUUCUGUGGUCUGCCCAGCAGUAAGCAAGAGGAUUCCACACCUGCACUGACCACACGCGUCAUGUUGUAAGGUGUGAAAUUUGCUUGUUGCACUUUAAUCCUUUCUUGAAGGAUGAUGAGUGGGCCAGUCUCAUAGAGGAUUUAAGCUGUACGGUACCGCUGAAGAGCACUGAUGAGAGACUUUCCCUCUGUCGGUAGGGAAGGUGGUGAUAUCUCCAUGUAUGAGCAUUGAAACCAACGCUGUCUCUUUCAUGGUGGUACAGAAGUACAUGAUCUCUAUAAGUCUUGCACUCCUUAAUUGGUGUUGAGUAUGAGUAGCUCAUGUUUCUGUAGUGGAUGUGUGGUAUUGCAAAUGUGAAAUAAGCACUCCUGCCCCAUGCGGAUGAGUGAAGGAAGAAUCAAGUUAAUUCUGAAGUUAUGCCGUGGUUGCAGUGAUCUGUAGUUGACCUGUUUAGGACCCAAGAAUAACUUAUGCGUGUGCUUCUUUUCUUUUUUUAAAGGCAGCUCCACAGCUCGGAUGCCAUAACUCUCUAAAUCACUACAACUUGUAAGUUACAAUACUGCAGUACACAUCUGUCUCUGUUGUAAUUUGAUUUUUAGCAGAAUCCCAUACAAAUGAUCAGCAUAUUGCAAACCUCUAUGUAUCCCUUCAAUCCUAAAUAAGAAUUUGAUUUAAAUGUCGCCCAACUCUUUGGAAACAGGUAACUAAAACUGUACCCUUUUAUGUAAGAGCUCAGUUAUAGUUAUGAAGCUGGUAAACUGUUCCCUUAGCAGAAGGCACCAAAUUGAUGAAAUGCAUGCUACCUUACAUCGACAACUUUCUCCUUAAUGAAACCAUUGUUCCUGGCAGAUCACUUCAAAUCCAUUUCAGUUUCCAAAGCCUUUCAAACAAUGAAACAAUGCGUUUACCUCAUGAUGGAAUUUUGCCAGGCUAAUGCUUUUCUUGUAUUUGUGAUGUGUUGUUGAGAAUAAGCAUCCCAAUCUCAUUUAACUGUGCCAUUCCUAUGUAAAGCUUCUCUUCAGCAGUAUUAGACUUUUUUUUGCACCACUGAGAUGAUGAAUGUAGUCUUCUGUAAAAUGAAAAACCUGAACGAACAGUGUUUUCUAUGUAUGGUGGUUCAGAUAUGCAGAGACCUGAGAAUCUCUGCAUUAUGACAGUAAGCACUUCUUUCCGUUUUUAUUAUUUUUUUUACCUCUUUUUGUAGGUGGCAAACUUACUUUUUAGCUUCAGAAUAAUAUAGGCCAGUAAAUAAGAAUUUAUUUUUUUAUGUGAGUUUGAGAGGCAAGAAUAGUGUCCUUGGACUUCCACUCUCUGGUGGAAGGACUGACUUCAAACAUGGAGUCUGGGACAGUGUAGCUCUUUAUGAAUUACUCAUUCUGACCAAUUAGUUGCCUGCUAAUGCCAUCUUCACUGUAACUGUGAGUCAAAACAUGCAUUUUAUUCACUCUUCCUCCUAUGUUCGGUAUUUACUUCUGCAGCAGAUGGUGGCGGUUCUGUUCAGGAGUGACAUCUGGGCAGCACUGAAAGAAAAUGACUGAGAACUGAGCUGUUGGAUCUGAAAGCAACUAGUACAGCUCAGAUCUGAGCUGCUAGGAGGCAACAGUCAGUUAUAUUGGAAGUCUUUCCCCUUCCCUGAACUGCAUUGCAAAGCAUUUCUAAACAAUGAGCAAAGGUGCUGACCUUGAAGCAGCAGAAACGAAAGUAUUCUCACUUCUCAUCCCAUCAGUUUCUGGGGAUGUAGUGGGGAAAGCUGCAGUGAUGUGUGCCGUGGAAAGAUGACACAGUAGUGCUUGAUUUCUCCAGCACAGAAUCUCUCUAGUUCAAUACAGUGCUCUGAGUGAAGAUUACCUCUGGAAUACAUCUGUCUCUUUUGUUGAUAUGCACUCCUGAGCUGGUUAGUUUUUUGUUGUAGGCCCUUGUGUGUAAUGAGGAAUCAACCUAUCCAUCAGCUCAAUUCUAAUCAUUUCUGUGGCUUUGAAUGUUUGUCUGUUGAUGUGGAAGGAAGAGUGUGAUAUGUAGCCUGAAUCUUUUCUGGUCUCCAUUACAGUUUACGUGUGUUCUUUUUUCUUCCCCUUCUAAAAUUUACAGGGAAAAAUUUGUCUUGUCUGAAAUCUAAGGUGACCCAACCUUAGUCAGUAUGUGCAGUGGCUGGUGGACCAUGAGUUUGGGCAGCGUCAUGACAUCUGCACUAAGCUGAUGUAGAGCUGGGAUGUGCUAGCUCUGUUUUGUCACCAAUAACCCUUACUCAAGUGCUAUGUAGAUGUUCUGUACUGCUUGUCUUCCAGAGUCUCAAGCAGCUGGCUGUAAAAACAACCUGGUCAUCUAAUAGUGGCUACUGUUCUCCGCUACGUGAUUGAAUGAGGCCAUUGGCAGUGUAUGGAAUGAGAGAACCUUCCAUUCUGGCCAGCUGUUUUGUAGCCUGUGAAUGCAGAACCUGGAUGUGUGAAUUGCAGCCUUUUGGGAUAGCAGUCAUAGCAGUUGGAGGGGCUUGUAAGAAUGAUCUUGGUCUGGAAUCAGUGGCUAGACUUUGGAUCUAGUCAUAGGUAAAAUAGUAGUGUUAACUGGAAUUGGGACAUCUUUGGGUGUCACUUAACCUGAAGUGAUAAGCGUUUCUAGUUCAAAUCCCAGAAGCUGGACAGAUCUCCCAAGAUGUUCUCUUUUCAGAAUAAGAGUUGUCCUUGCAUUUCACUUGCUAUGAAGCUGGAUUUCAAAGAAGAACAGUAGUUUUUGCAGAAGAUAUCUUUGAGACACCUCUUUGUUAGACCUGUGAACUUGCAGCAUAUGCAAGGAUGUCCUAAAGGAACAGUCUGAGUGUUAAAUAAGCCCUUUGAUUAGAGUAUUUCAUUUCUUGUUUCUUGUUAACACAGGUUUAGUAUGUGUGUGUAAACAAAAUCCAGUUGUAAAUGCAAAGACUUCUGCAACCUUUCUGAGUUAGGCUGGCUCUUGUGUUUUGGUCUGUGACAGACAUCUAAAUCUUGUCCCAGUCAGAAGUGGUAACUUGUCUACAUGAUGCUUCUAAAGCAGCAAAAUGUCUUGUGGUGACCCAGAGCUGCAUUCUGUCCCCAGACACACAUAUGAGGGACUCUUGCUGGUUAAGGACUCCACUGGAGUUACCUGUGGAAUGAGUGGUCUGUCCUCUGUGAGAAUGACCAGAACCAAACUAAUCACUCGCUGGUAGGAGUCUGGACUAUUCAAAGCACUUAAUGUAUCAUAAUGUAUGUAUUCCUAAUCUAUGUUGCUUCAACUGUAUUUUAUAAAAUUGAUGUACUAAACUAUUUGAGAGUAACUACCUUGAUAACUUGGAGAAUCAAAAUGUAAUGUAUAUAGAUAAAAAUGCAAAUAAAGUGACUAAAAUAUAUUUGGGUCCAA